CUCCGUAGCGUAGUCGGAUUCACACCGGCUUUCGGUGCGAGGGGUCCUGGGUUCGAGUCCCGGGUAAGGCAUGGGUGUACCAUACAUAUUCUGAUAUUUGAAAACGAGUUGAAAUUGAGAUUCACACUGAAAAUAAUGACCCUUUGGCUGUUGGCGAAAGCUGUAGGCCACAUUAAUAUAUAAUAAAAAAAAAAUAUAUAUACUGCACGGCAUAAUCUAUGCCCCGUGAAAAAAAAAAAAGUAAAUCAAAAUAUACUGUGUUACGUGGCAAUUAUUUUGGCAUGUAUUUUGGAAAAAUGUUUUAGUUAAAAAUUUUGUAGGAUAUAUUCGACAGCUUAGGUUUAUAUUAUAGCACUGCUAAAUGCAGUAAAUAUGGCUGAAGAAAUUUUAGUUCGCGAGCAGUAUGGUUUGUUAGGAAAGGAGAAAAUAUAUUCGAAACACUUAGAUCGGGAUUCUAUUGUGGAAUUGGUGACAGGAGUACAACCAUUCUAUGGUUGUGGUGGAAUCAUCAAAAAUUUCUUCCGAGAGGUAUUCUUGCCGCAGGGCUAUCCAGACAGUGUUAGCAAGGACUAUUUGGCUUACCAAAUAUGGGAUACCAUUCAGGCUUUCUGCAGCACGUUAAUGGGCACGCUAACCACCCACUCGAUAAUGAAAGGAGUCGGUGUUGGGGACACUGCGGCCACGCCUCUUGCAGCUGCCGUCACGUGGAUCAUGAAGGAUGGCACCGGAAUGGUCAGCAGAAUCAUGUUUGCUUGGUGGAAGGGAACGUGCCUGGACGCAGACUGCAAGAAGUGGCGCCUCGUGGCGGACGGGCUGAACGACGCGGCCCUGUGCCUGGAGAUGUGCCUGCCGCUGGUGACGGAGCACUCGACCGCACUACUGUGCGCGUCCACUGCCGUCAAGGCCGUGGUGGGCGUCGCCGGUGGGGCCACGCGCGCAGCCGUCACCCAGCACCAGGCUAUUCGGAACAAUAUGGGUGACGUGUCCGCGAAAGACGGCAGUCAGGAGACACUUGUUAACCUCUGUGCUUCGCUGACUGGAAUCACGAUCCUCUCGACCGUGGUACCAGAUGGAAUGCAUGCAUGGAUGCUAUUUGUGUUUUUUGCUGUAUCACACUUAUUCGCAAAUUACAUGGCUGUCCAUGCUCUACAAAUGACCAGCUUGAACGAAGAGCGGUUGCUACUGUUGCUGAAAACUUUCAUACUGACCAAAAUUGCAGCCACCCCCCGUGGUGUCCAGUUCAAAGAAGCAGUUAUUUUGGGCACCGGCCAGUCAGCAACAAAGUUGUGUGGGCACGAAAUUGUGAUCGGAACGUCGCUGAAGAAAGCAAUAAAAAAUAACAUCACAUCAAAUGAUUUAAAGUUUUUAACAAAGCAGUACGAGCCUAGAGACUAUCUCCAUAUUGAAGACCUAAACCAUAGAAUAAUAUACAUUGUCUUACGUAAGAAUAUUACACCAGUCGGUGUGCUGCAAGCAUAUUUUCAUGCUGUCUUGUAUGGCAUCGCUGUGGCCAUACUGUACGAAGAAGAUUUGCCUCAUCUAACAACAAGUAAAGAUUUAUACGAGAAGUCCACGUUAUUACUGGGACUGCGCUCUGCCUUGAUUCAAACACGCUUCAUAAAAUAUCCACAUGACUUGAAUAUCACAGUGAAAGCAAUUAUGGCUGCAAAUCAAGUGGUCAACCAAAACUUUACAAAAUUUCUAGCAGAAAUUGAGUCCCGUGGUUGGCAAACAGACACACUUCUCUUGUCAGUUGAUGAAUGGCGAGGAGAUUGGUGAAGAAUAUUUACUUGCUACACCUAUGAAUUCCAUAUUGAAAUAAAAAUUUCAUUUAUCAGGGCUA
Molecule: messenger RNA, 1843 nt
Organism: Bacillus rossius redtenbacheri
Lineage: Eukaryota; Metazoa; Arthropoda; Insecta; Phasmatodea; Bacillidae
Product: RUS family member 1
Exons: 9
Coding region: 373-1779 (468 amino acids)
Source: RefSeq, a predicted model, not a curated record